UGAUGAGCCAAGCAGAGAGAUCAGCCUCCAUAAUUAAUACUACGUUUGUUCGUCCUGCAGCUUUUUACAUCAAUGGCUUCACCGACAUCCCUCAUGCUCAGUAUUACUACGUGUUCCUGUGCUUCGUCUACAUCAUGACUGUUGUUGGGAACGGUUUUCUGAUGUCUGUGAUUUACCUGGUGAAGACUCUUCAUUCUGCUAAAUACAUGAUUGUGUUCAGCCUGGCUUUAACAGAUCUGUGUGGCAGCACUGCUCUCAUCCCUAAAGUCCUGGACACGUUCUUGUUUGACAGGAGAUACAUUGUCUAUGAGGCUUGUUUGAGUUACAUGUUCUUUGUGUGGUUCUUUGCCUUUGUACAGUCGUGGACACUUGUCACUAUGGCCUAUGAUAGGUUUGUAGCCAUUUGCUUUCCUCUGAGGUACCACAGUAUUGUAACCAAACCAGCUGUUGCUGUGAUGCUGCUUUGUGUUUGGGCUUUUUCUCUGAGUCUUUUCGCAGCAGCUGUUGGUCUCAUCGACCGUCUGUCCUUCUGUGGGUCUUUGGUGGUACAAAGCUUUUUCUGUGACCAUGGACCUGUAUAUUAUCUGGCCUGUAGUGACACAACUUUAAACACCAUUAUUGCAAGAUUUUUCAUAGUUAUAAUCAUAUGCGUUCCUUUAGUAUUGAUAGCGUUAACAUACGUCUGCAUUGCUGUCGCUCUGAGCAGGAUCGCAUCUGGAGCAGAACGACUCAAAGCUCUAAAAACGUGUACUUCUCAUAUUAUUCUUGUUGCUAUAUUUUUCCUACCACUACUGGGCACAAACCUAGCUGUUAUCAUGUCCUCUCUUCACCCUAAUACUAGGAUCAUCAACUCCACUUUGACUCACACUGUACCAGCUCUGCUCAACCCCAUUAUCUACUCUUUAAAGACUGAAGAAGUGAUGAAGGCUAUCAGGAAACUUUGCAACACUAGCCUAAAAAUCAAAACCUUUGAUAAUAGCAUGAAAGGUAGAGGUACAGUGCACAAUGUCAAACCUCAAGUGUUAGUCUGACCCACAGCUUUUCACCAAAUUUAGGUUUUACAAACUAUGAUCACAGAGGCCUUGACAGCAUCCUCUUCCUUGGAGACUACAUGGGCCCAGCUGUUUUACAUUGAGAAUGUUG
This is a messenger RNA of Betta splendens (Siamese fighting fish), 1143 nucleotides long. RefSeq names its product olfactory receptor 51F2-like. The transcript has a single exon. The record is from RefSeq and is a predicted model, not a curated record. NCBI's taxonomy places the organism in Eukaryota, Metazoa, Chordata, Actinopteri, Anabantiformes, Osphronemidae. Gene Ontology annotation, biological process: G protein-coupled receptor signaling pathway. Gene Ontology annotation, cellular component: membrane. The coding region runs from base 3 to 1031 and encodes 342 amino acids. Gene Ontology annotation, molecular function: olfactory receptor activity; G protein-coupled receptor activity.